AUGAUGAACACUAGCUCAUCACAUGUCAACCUCCAUAGCUUCAUUUUGACAGGUAUCCCGGGAAUGCCAGAUAAAAACCCAUGGAUGGCUUUUCCCCUGGGAUUUCUCUACACCAUGACUCUCCUGGGAAAUGGUACCAUCCUAGCCAUCAUCAAGGUAGAUCAGAGUCUCCAUGAGCCUAUGUACUGCUUCCUCUCUAUUUUGGCUCUGACUGAUGUUGGUCUCUCCAUGUCCACCCUGCCCUCCAUGCUCAGCGUCUUCUGGUUUAAUGCCCCUGAGGUUCCCUUUGAUGCAUGCAUCACACAGAUGUUCUUCAUCCACAGUUUUGGAGAGGUAGGAUCAGGAGUAUUAGUGUCUAUGGCCUUCGACAGAUUUGUGGACAUCCGACACCCGCUGCACUAUGCUUCCAUCCUCACCCAUGGCAUCAUUGGCAAGACUGGAAUAGCUGUCAUCAUCCGGGCAGUCUGCGUGGUCUUCCCUGUGCCCUUUCUUAUAAAGCGGCUACCCUUCUGCCAUUCCAGCUUGUCUCAUUCGUACUGUCUCCACCAAGAUGCAAUGCGAUUAGCCUGUGUCAGCACUCGUGCCAACAGCCUCUAUGGCCUCAUAGUGGUCAUCUUCACUUUGGGGUUUGAUGCCCUCAUAUUCUCUUAUGUGCUCAUCCUGAAGACAGUACUGGGUAUCGCUUCCAGAGCUGAAAGGCUCAAAGCGCUCAACACCUGCCUCUCCCACAUCUGCGCUGUGCUCCUUUUUUAUGUUCCUCUCAUUGGUGUCACCAUAAUCCACAGGUUUCGGAAACAUCUGUCACCAGUAGUACACACAUUCAUGACCAAUACCUAUCUGUUAUUGCCUCCUUUACUAAACCCUGUUGUCUAUAGUGUGAAAACCAAGCAGAUACGGAGGAGGAUCAUCCUUGUGUUCCAGAGGCAAAAGAACAGGGUCUAG
Capra hircus (goat) is the source of this 942-nucleotide messenger RNA. RefSeq names its product olfactory receptor 51H1-like. Gene Ontology annotation, cellular component: membrane. Gene Ontology annotation, molecular function: G protein-coupled receptor activity; olfactory receptor activity. Gene Ontology annotation, biological process: G protein-coupled receptor signaling pathway. The record is from RefSeq and is a predicted model, not a curated record. Lineage: Eukaryota; Metazoa; Chordata; Mammalia; Artiodactyla; Bovidae.